AUGUUAAUUGCAGGAGAUGGCGAUAUAGAUGCUCCCAUCACCUGCAUUCCUGGGCUAGAAACGGUCAUGUGUCGCAAAGAUCUUUCAGACAGAAGGUGCGUGGCAUGGCUAGAAUCUCAGGCGUCGAGAUCAGUGGUACAUGUUAGCUUUGGAAGUAUAGAAGCGUUGAGUCGUGAUCAGCUGUUAGAGGUGUGGCAUGGGUUAGUCAACAGCGGUAAGCCAUUCUUGUGGGUGUUACGGCCAGACUCUGUUGCGGAAAAGGAGAGUGAUUUCGUUGGGACUCUGGAGAAGCUUGAAAGGGCGUGCAUAGUGGGUUGGGCGCCACAAGAGGAGGUUCUGCUUCACCCGGCUGUUGGUGGGUUUCUGUCCCACUGUGGGCGGAGCUCAGUGAUAGAGGGCAUUCUGGGACGUGUUCCUAUGAUUUGCUGGCCACAGUUCGGUGACCACCAUAUCAGCACCAUGAGCGUAAGGGGAGCUUUACAAGUUUGGCCUCACAAUGGACAAGUGUGA
Molecule: messenger RNA, 510 nt
Organism: Vitis riparia (riverbank grape)
Lineage: Eukaryota; Viridiplantae; Streptophyta; Magnoliopsida; Vitales; Vitaceae
Product: 7-deoxyloganetic acid glucosyltransferase-like
Exons: 2
Coding region: 1-510 (169 amino acids)
Molecular function (GO): UDP-glycosyltransferase activity
Source: RefSeq, a predicted model, not a curated record